UUGAGUGGACAGCUCUGGGAAAGCGCAUAAAAGUUCUCCAGAACAUCUGUUUAUUGAACAUCUGUCCUGUGUCAGGGGUGAUACGUUGUUCUAUUUAUAUCUCACAGUACCUUGGCAAAGGAGGCAUUAUCCAGUUCUACAGUUGCUUUGUGUAGUUAAUUUUGGAGUAAACACUAUCAAAAAUGAGUGAACUGGAACAGUUGAGGCAAGAAGCUGAACAACUGCGGAAUCAGAUCCAGGAUGCUAGGAAAGCAUGUAAUGAUGCAACGCUUGUUCAGAUCACAUCAAAUAUGGAUUCUGUGGGUCGGAUACAAAUGCGAACAAGACGUACACUGAGGGGUCACCUAGCUAAAAUCUAUGCUAUGCAUUGGGGCUAUGACUCAAGGCUACUAGUCAGUGCUUCCCAAGAUGGAAAAUUAAUUAUUUGGGAUAGCUAUACAACAAAUAAGAUGCAUGCUAUUCCUUUGAGGUCCUCUUGGGUGAUGACCUGUGCAUAUGCUCCCUCUGGUAAUUAUGUUGCGUGUGGAGGACUGGACAACAUCUGCUCCAUAUAUAACUUAAAAACCAGAGAGGGAAAUGUGAGAGUGAGCCGAGAGUUACCAGGUCACAUAGGCUACUUGUCCUGCUGUCGUUUUUUAGAUGACAGCCAGAUUGUUACAAGCUCAGGAGAUACAAACUGUGCUUUAUGGGACAUCGAGACCGCCCAGCAGACCACCACGUUCACUGGGCAUUCUGGAGAUGUGAUGAGCCUUUCUCUGAGUCCUGACAUGAGGACUUUUGUUUCCGGUGCUUGUGAUGCCUCGUCGAAGUUAUGGGAUAUUCGAGAUGGAAUGUGUAGACAGUCUUUCACUGGACAUGUGUCAGAUAUCAAUGCUGUCAGUUUUUUCCCAAAUGGAUAUGCCUUCGCCACUGGCUCUGAUGAUGCCACUUGCCGUCUCUUUGACCUUCGUGCAGACCAAGAGUUAUUACUGUAUUCUCAUGACAACAUCAUCUGUGGAAUCACCUCUGUAGCCUUCUCAAAAAGUGGGCGCCUCCUGUUAGCUGGUUAUGACGACUUUAAUUGUAACGUAUGGGACACACUGAAAGGAGAUCGUGCAGGCGUUCUUGCUGGUCAUGACAACCGUGUCAGCUGUUUGGGUGUAACUGAUGAUGGCAUGGCUGUGGCAACAGGCUCUUGGGACAGUUUUCUUAGAAUCUGGAAUUAACAGUGCAUACAAAUUUUCUGUUUUCCAUUGAUAUCUGGAGAAAUCAGUGCUACAGCCCAUAGCUGUGAAAAAAAAUUCUACCUUAUAUUUGCAGGUGAAGAUUUUUCUAUUGAGAUUAUUAUAUAGAAAAAGCAGCUUUCAGUAAACUACAAAACAAAAAAAGAUGAAAAAAACAAGGCAAAGGUGCUUGCUGAGAUCAAAAGGACCAGUGUAUUAAUUUGAGGAGUUGAGCUAAUUUAACCUUGAUGAAUUUUUGCUUUUCUAAAUUUAAUUAUUUUCUUUGUGUAGAACAACAUGUACACAUUAUAGUAACCUAUCAUGUUGGUAUUUGCAUUUUUAAAGAAGUACAUUUUUAACUUUGUAUACAUAAGAAAUGUCACAUUUUUGAGUUUUGUAAUGGAGAAACCAGGCACAGUAAUAGAUGGCAGUAACACCAUAUGUAUGUGUCCUCAUGUUUCAAGAAAGUCUCCUUGAAUUCUAACCUUCCUUUUUAAUCUAAGAGAGAUUCUGGUUGCUUAAUGUUUAAGAAUACCAACAGCUAGGUACCUCUGAGGGGAGUCCUUUUGAGUAUCAUUAGUUUCUGGUGCAUCCUUUGCCAUCCUGUUAAUUUAAAUAAGUGCUCAAUUUCAGUGCUUUGAGGGGGAGAUAAUCAGAAGGCCAGGGAAUAGGAUUUCAUUCUGAAAUUUUAGCCAUAUAUAAGAAACUUAUUAUAUAAAUAGGUAGACAGCAAUCACAUAUAAAUGGUUCUUGGCAUUUUAAAAAGCAGAUUAUGAUCAAAUGACACUUUAAGUAGCCCUGUAAACAGUGAGACUUUCCUAUUGAUUUCAGAUUCUAGAACUGAGUUUGUAGAGUGUACUCAUUUCAGAACAUUCAUCGAUGAACAUUUGGAUUGUCCUUGAAUCUGAAUAAUUUUUCUGAAUUUCUCCGUCACAAUGUAUCUAGAUAGGAAAUAUGACAGUGUUGCAUUUUUCAAAGUGUAAAAUCUGGCCAGUCAUUAGACCUGAUUGGUUAUAGUUGUAACAUGGUGGUGUUAUGAAUUUAAGUUCACAUAAUAUAAAAUCUGAAUUGGUGUAAAUUGUGACUUCAAAGGGAACCUUUUAAAAAAGGAAAUAUUCAAGCUCUGUGCUCUUCUGUUGUAUUUCUUCCCUUAGCACAAAAUACUGGUUUCUAAGUGGCAUGGCUUUGCUUAAAAAAAUAGCUAGACCCAAGCAACUCCAUUUUAAGUCAAAAGAAAAAGUCUAAGGCAGUUCUUAGGAAAAUACUGAGUCAGAGGAAAAUACUAAGCAAUUCAUUUCCCUGCUUGUCAAUGGUCUAAUAAUGUGUCUAUUACUAGAAAGGGCCCUCCUACUUUUAAACAAAAAUAUUUUUCCCCUUAGAUUUUCUUCUACAAAUAAAUCUAAAUGAUUGACAAUGGAAGAUUGUUAGUCUUGCUUGAUGGUGAAGUCACGGGUUGUUCUGAUAUAUAGAAGUGCAUUGUGUUUUGUUAACUCAGUCAACUGUUAGUUACUGGUGAGAUAGGUCUCUAACUUUUAAGAUCACCUGUAACCCUAACCUAAAUACUCCUAAAUUUUACAUGCCAAUUUUCAUUUUUAUAUUGUGAAUAUGCUAAUAAGUAUAUUAUUCACCAACUAUAAUGAAGUCAUUGUCGGUUUUGUUUAAUACCAAGUGACAAUAAAAAGAAUAAAAUAAAGGAAGAUUAAGAUACAGGACCCUAAAAAGGUGUAAAUGGCAGUCAAGAAUGUAUAUUUAUACACAUAGAUUUCUAUGAACUUUUUGCUGUUAAUGUUUGUAGACUAUAUCACUUCAUAAAGAGCAGCUCUUUUACGGUGAGAAUAUUUUAAAGGAACAUACUCAUUUCCAAAAGAAAGGGAGGGGGUGAGGGUUUGCCAUGUAGUUCAGCAAUUCGUUCCAAAAUCCUGUUCAAGAAAGCACUUCUGCUACGUGCAGAAUAGCCUUAUAUAGAGUAUCUCCUGUACUUUGAAAGUUAUUCUAGGAACAAGAUAGUCACAGAGGCACAGACUACAAGAAUUCUAUGAUCUUAAACAUGUUGAUAAAAAUCAUUUAAUGUUGAUUAAAGUUCCUGUAAAUAGUUUUAAAAGCAAUUCUCAUAAUUAAAUAUGUACUAGGCAACUGAAAACUACCAAGAUUGUGGCUAAUAAUACAUAUGACCAAAUGAUGACCUCAUUGCCACAUUAACUUACUAGCUUGCUUUUGAGUGCUGUGCGUUCCAGUUGCUAAAUAUAUUUACUUGCAGUUUGAGUUCAGUUGGUUGUCUAUGUAAUUGAUUUUUGUAAGACUUCCU
This is a messenger RNA of Hipposideros armiger (great roundleaf bat), 3507 nucleotides long. RefSeq names its product G protein subunit beta 4 (gene GNB4). Gene Ontology annotation, biological process: signal transduction. The record is from RefSeq and is a predicted model, not a curated record. Gene Ontology annotation, molecular function: protein binding. NCBI's taxonomy places the organism in Eukaryota, Metazoa, Chordata, Mammalia, Chiroptera, Hipposideridae. The transcript is spliced from 11 exons. The coding region runs from base 183 to 1205 and encodes 340 amino acids.